AUGAGAUCCCUUAGCGUCUUGAUUCUUCUCGCAUCCCUUUUUGCCUUGGGUGCUGCCCAGCAUUCCGCCGGAGGAAAGAGCAGAAAAGAAAAUUCCUUCUCCAAGAUCGUUCCCCGCCUGCUGUGGAACAUCAAGCGCGGGGACAACCAGGAGAGCCAUCGAAACACUCAGCAGCCUAUCAUUAUAGUGCAGCAGCCCAGCUCGAACUCGGAUCACGACUUGGAUAGACACCACCACCACCACAGUCAGCACUAUCCUUACUACCCGUACUAUCCACCCCCUCCGCCUAGUCGUCCGCCACCCCAGUUUCCCGGAAUGGACUACAUGAACAGUAUGGCGGGCGGACCCACCUACCUCAUUAUCAACCCCAACAACAUGCAGGGUAUCUACCUGCCCGCCAGCAGCUCCAACAGCUCGAACUCCACAAGCUCCCGUCGGAGCGCCUUCGUGCCCUCGAUUGACGACUUGCUGCAGGGCCUCAACUUGGAGGACUUAGCCGAUGGAAGCCUAUUUGAGGAUGAUUCCGAGGUGGUCAACGCUGCAGAGGACGGUAACUCGGAGCAUCCUAGCUCGGAAGGACCGAGCGCUCAAGCGGACGAUGAUCGCGACGAUGAUAUCAUUAGCGAGGACGAGGUCGAGGCCCUUGAGCGCCAGACCAACCGAGGCUUAAGUCCCAAGCAUCUAGUCUCGAUCCUGAUGCAAGACAAGCGCCGUCGGCGCAUCCAGGAGGUCCUGGCUAGCAUCUACUUGAGGAACUACAACCUGAACAGAAAGUAACCAGACAGGCGCCGACAGAUACGAAUUGGAAUUUUGUGAGGCUAAAUAAAAGCGGGAACCUCGUCAGAGCACCCCAUA
This is a messenger RNA of Drosophila eugracilis, 855 nucleotides long. RefSeq lists its product as uncharacterized. The record is from RefSeq and is a predicted model, not a curated record. NCBI's taxonomy places the organism in Eukaryota, Metazoa, Arthropoda, Insecta, Diptera, Drosophilidae.